Messenger RNA from Fusarium coffeatum, 846 nucleotides. RefSeq lists its product as uncharacterized. The coding region runs from base 1 to 846 and encodes 281 amino acids. The record is from RefSeq and is a predicted model, not a curated record. Gene Ontology annotation, molecular function: protein binding. The transcript is spliced from 3 exons. Lineage: Eukaryota; Fungi; Ascomycota; Sordariomycetes; Hypocreales; Nectriaceae.
AUGACGUCUCACGAUGCUUCAAUGAACGGUCUACCAAAUGAAAUUCUCACAUCCAUCCUCUCUCCCCUCUCAACCAAAGAGCUACUCUCCUUCGCCACCAUCAACCGCCGUAUUUACUCUCUGAUCACACGUCUCAUCCACCAACGCCUCCUCCAAGCUGCUCCCCUCCCCGAUAACAAACUCAUUCUAGAAUGCUACCAUCCAAGUGACCAGCUCUACACGCCCUAUCUAGCAUGUCGCUACCAAGGCUUAGUGACACCGGAAGGCCCUCCUGUUAGUGAAGAUGCGACUGAACUAGCUGAUCUGCGACGCUUGUAUUCUUCCUUCAAACCGGUGUUUGCACCGGAGAAUAGAAGUGCCAGAAGAGUACGCAGACGUCCAACGGAAGCUCAACCUUCGGAGGAUGUGAAUGACGAUACAGCGACGCAAGAUAUAAAUCUUGAUGACGGAGAGUUAUUUUCUCAGUUGAUUGCUUCGAUUAACCUCGUCAAGGAAGGGCCGAGGAGUGGACUGUUCAUAAGCCAUGUCAACCUUGUCGAUGGAGUCGUACGUGUAUUCCGAAAAUGGCUUGCCGAGGCGGCGAGCAAACAAGAUUCAUCUCCCGAGAAUGUUCUCUGGAUCGACAAGAACAAGGAUGUUGGAAUUCGGUUCAGUGUUGCCCUUGCGCCGUCUGAGACGAUGCCUUUGAUUUCGGGGCCUGAUGAUGAUCCGCCAGUUCAUUAUAAGCUGGUAUAUGAAGAACUUCUUGUUCGCGUACACAACAUGUCGGAAGCACUGGAGUUGUCUGCUGUGGAGGAAAUGGGAAACUCGGGCAAGACUCUUGUGAUCCACGGGGCUUCGAUGUAA